AUCAGAAUGAGUACCACAGAGGACCUUCCAGAUGUCGACGAGGAAUUGUAUUCCCGCCAACUCUAUCUGCUGGGGGAUGAGGCCAUGCAGAAGAUAGCUACAGCAACGGUGCUGGUUUCUGGAAUGACGGGGCUGGGGGUCGAGAUUGCCAAGAAUGUGAUUCUUGCCGGUGUGAAAUAUGUCACUCUCCAUGACGAAAAUGAUGCCCAGUGGAGUGACCUGUCCUCACAGUUCUACCUGUCAGAGAAUCAUGUGGGGCAAAAUCGAGCUAAAGUUUCCCAGGAACAACUCUCCACGUUAAAUAGCAAGGCUGAGGUGAAAUUUAACACCAGUAAACUGACAGAGAACUUCUUGGCUACUUUCAAGGUUGUGGUCCUGACCAACUCAUCCUUGGAGGAACAGCUGGAUAUCAGUGAUUUCUGCCAUGCCAACCAAAUUUGCUUUGUCCUAGCUAACACAAAGGGCCUGGCUGGACAGGUUUUCUGUGACUUUGGAGAAAACUUUGUGGUGUAUGAUCCUUCAGAAGCUGAGCCUACAUCUGCUGCCAUUAAACACAUCACCUUGGGUAAUCCUGGUCUCUUGACUGUGGUCCAUGAUGAUGACCAGGGACAUGGCUUCAUGGAUGGUGACUGGGUGAUGUUCUCUGAGAUUGAGGGGAUGACACAACUGAAUGGUUCUAAGUCUAAGAUUUGUGUGAAAGGAAACACCCUGGAAAUUGAAGACACGUCUUCCUUUUCUCCCUACCAGCGUGGUGGGAUCAUCAGUCAGGUCAAGAUGCCUCAAAAACAUUCCUAUGAAUCUCUGCGAGCCUGCAUGGAUAAUCCCAAGAUCAACACCCAAGAUAGAAAUAAAUUGUUUCGUUAUCGCACUCUUCAUGCAGCCUUCCAGGCACUUCACACAUUCCAGAAAAAAAUUGGUCGACUUCCUAGGCCUCAGAAUCGGGCAGAUGCAGAUAUGUUAAUAGAGCUGGUGAGGACCCCAGCUAUGGAUGCUAUGGAUGAGGAACAAGAGAAUCUGAUACAGACGUUUGCAUAUGGAUGUAUGGGGGAUCUGAGCCCUAUGAAUAGCCUUAUUGGAGGCCUUGCUGCCCAAGAAGUCCUAAAGGCUGUCUCGGGGAAGUUCACCCCUUUGGAGCAGUGGCUGUACUUUGAUGCCUAUGAAUGCCUGCCUGAAGGGGAGCAGCUGACAGAGACAAACUGUGCCCCAUGUGCUAGUCGCUACGAUGGGCAGAUUGCUGUCUUUGGGGCUGACUUCCAAAAACGACUUGGGAAGCAGAAGUAUUUCCUGGUAGGAGCAGGUGCGAUUGGCUGUGAACUCUUGAAGAAUUUUGCAAUGAUUGGCUUGGCUGCUGGCGAGGGUGGGAAGAUCACUGUGACAGACAUGGACAUCAUUGAAAAGUCCAACCUGCACAGGCAGUUCCUAUUUCGACUACAAGAUGUAUUUAAGCAGAAGUCAGAAGUGGCUGCAAAUGCCAUAAGACUUAUGAAUCCCAAUAUCAAUAUAAUAGCUCAGCAGAAUCAGGUUGGCCCUGACACAGAACACUUCUAUGGGGAUGACUUCUUCCUGGAUUUGGAUGGUGUAGCCAGUGCCCUGGACAGCUUUCAAGCCAGUGAGUCCUUCAAUCAUAAUGGGAAUGAGUCUCUAUGG
Molecule: messenger RNA, 1647 nt
Organism: Protobothrops mucrosquamatus (brown spotted pit viper)
Lineage: Eukaryota; Metazoa; Chordata; Lepidosauria; Squamata; Viperidae
Product: ubiquitin-like modifier-activating enzyme 1
Exons: 13
Biological process (GO): protein sumoylation
Cellular component (GO): cytoplasm; SUMO activating enzyme complex
Molecular function (GO): SUMO activating enzyme activity
Source: RefSeq, a predicted model, not a curated record